Messenger RNA from Xiphophorus hellerii (green swordtail), 527 nucleotides. It is a transcript of the gene mocs2, whose product is annotated as molybdenum cofactor synthesis 2. The record is from RefSeq and is a predicted model, not a curated record. The transcript is spliced from 4 exons. The coding region runs from base 153 to 497 and encodes 114 amino acids. Lineage: Eukaryota; Metazoa; Chordata; Actinopteri; Cyprinodontiformes; Poeciliidae. Gene Ontology annotation, biological process: Mo-molybdopterin cofactor biosynthetic process. Gene Ontology annotation, cellular component: molybdopterin adenylyltransferase complex.
AAGAAGAAGCGGGAGGGGGUGUAAACAGUAGGUCGCGUCGGUCAGAGUUUGCUCAGGUGAGUUCUGUCCGCGGCAGGAGGAUUCAUGUCUGCGCAGACGUGAUGAACCAACAGGUCUCCUUGGCACCUUGCUGCUCAGCACGCUAAUAGCUGAUGGUACUAAACCUCAUCCAGCCCCGACCCAAAACCCCAACCCCGACCCGCCGGGCAGGUGGUGUGGAUGGAGCGACUCCACCUGAGCCAGAGGUGACCGUGCUGUACUUCGCUAGGAGCGCCGAGCUGACCGGACUCAGGGAGGAGGAGCUAGUUGCCGUGCCAACGCCAAUCAGCAGCGGGGACCUGUGGGCUCUGUUGCUACGGAAACAGCCCAGGCUGGUGGCGCUGCAGAGCCGCGUGGUGCUCGCCGUACGCCGGCAGUACGUCGCCAUCGGCAACCAGCGGCUGAGCCUGCAGGACGGCGACGAGGUGGCCGUGGUGCCGCCGCUGAGCGGAGGAUAGAACCGAACCAGAACCGGAACCGGACCGAGC